Molecule: messenger RNA, 624 nt
Organism: Clavispora lusitaniae ATCC 42720
Lineage: Eukaryota; Fungi; Ascomycota; Pichiomycetes; Serinales; Metschnikowiaceae
Gene: STP4
Product: Stp4p
Biological process (GO): regulation of transcription by RNA polymerase II
Cellular component (GO): nucleus
Molecular function (GO): DNA-binding transcription factor activity, RNA polymerase II-specific; RNA polymerase II cis-regulatory region sequence-specific DNA binding
Source: RefSeq, a predicted model, not a curated record
AUGGCCCACAACGUUGCCUUUCGCCUUCCCCCAAUCAACCUGCUUUCUUUGGACCUCCCGCUACCGCCUCCGAACUUUAGCCAACACCAGUCGCUUCCACAUUUGGUGCCACGCCAGUAUGGGACUUGGCCGGUGCCGGUUGGCGCGCCGUUUGAAGCAAAGCCGCAUCAGCCGCUCGAAGCCAGACAACCUCCAUUUGGAUUGAAAUUACAUCAGAACUUGGAACCUAAAUUGCAUCAGACAUUGGAGCCUACAUUACCACCAGCAUCAGAACAACAUUUGCCUCUGACAUUAGCGCCAAAGGCGCAACUGACGUCGGAACCUGAAUUGCAAAAUGCGCCGGCCCCUAAGAUGCAGUCGUCUUUUGAUUCCUCUGCGCAACCUGCAUUCGAGCCCAAGUUGCAGCCAAAGUCGAGGCGCCAAGUGAACCGCGCCCUGAAGCGGCCACGUUGGCGGAGCCCGCACUGCAACCAUUGCGCGAGCUGGAGAGCCAGACGUCGCCUCGCUCGCCUUUGCUGCGCGAUGCCUCCCCUGCAAAGGAAUGGAAGCCGCGCAAAAAGCGUCAAUGCCCCGAGUGCCAUCUUUAUUUCUCCAACUUGGCGACCCACAAAUCCACGCACUUGA